AGGGCGGCGAAAGAGUUAAGUUAUUCAAGAUGACAUCACUGCGAUUUGCAUAGAAUCGGGGUAUAACUGGUCACGCAGGGGGAGCGCCCUUUUAUACGACGGUCCAGAGCAGCUGCUGCAAAGAGCGGAAUUGUACCUGAAGAGAGCGCAUCACUGAUCAAUCGCAGAUAUGUCUGACAAACCAGAUAUGGCUGAAAUCGAGAAAUUCGACAAGUCUAAGUUGAAGAAGACGGAAACGCAAGAGAAAAACCCACUGCCUUCAAAAGAAACAAUUGAACAGGAGAAGCAAGCGGGUGAAUCGUAAUGAAACCGGCCCUUCCAAAUUAUGCACUGUACAUUCCACAAGCAUUGCCUUCUUAUUUUACUUCUUUUAGCUGUUUUAACUUUGUAAGAUGCAAAGAGGUUGGAUAAAGUUUGAAUGACUGUACUGCCCCUUUCACAUCCAAAAAUUUUCUAAAGAAUAGAGAGAACUACUGAUGCUGUGAAUGAAGGCGCUGCCCUUUCCAUCUGCCUGUCCAGCUUGGUCCUGGUGGCACGAAAGAGCUUGCAUGUGUCUCGAAAGAAGAUCCUGGGAAGAGGGACUACAGUAAUCUAGUAACACCCGAAUAUACGCAAAGCUGUACCAAGGUCCCGCAAGCUGUAAAAUGCAGUUAACCGAGUGCCAUUUUUUUUUGUUCAAAUGAUUUUAAUUAUUGGAAUGCACAAUUUUUUUAAUAUGCAAAAAUAAAAUGUUUUAAAAUCUGGA
Molecule: messenger RNA, 745 nt
Organism: Zootoca vivipara (common lizard)
Lineage: Eukaryota; Metazoa; Chordata; Lepidosauria; Squamata; Lacertidae
Gene: TMSB4X
Product: thymosin beta 4 X-linked
Biological process (GO): actin filament organization; regulation of cell migration
Cellular component (GO): cytoplasm
Molecular function (GO): actin monomer binding
Source: RefSeq, a predicted model, not a curated record